Messenger RNA from Nothobranchius furzeri (turquoise killifish), 5548 nucleotides. It is a transcript of the gene fgd5b, whose product is annotated as FYVE, RhoGEF and PH domain containing 5b. Lineage: Eukaryota; Metazoa; Chordata; Actinopteri; Cyprinodontiformes; Nothobranchiidae. Gene Ontology annotation, molecular function: metal ion binding; guanyl-nucleotide exchange factor activity. The record is from RefSeq and is a predicted model, not a curated record. Gene Ontology annotation, cellular component: cytoplasm.
AGUGGCUGACAACAGUACAGUCACAUUUCUAAAGUUUCUGGUAACUUUUUGGACGCCAUUGGGGCUCCCCUGGAAACUUUCUGGACGCCCCUGCAUCUUGGGACAAGUCUCACUAAUCAAUCCUCGGUUUACUCGAGGGAUGAGAAUGUGUUUUUGCACAUGUCUGGACCUGCAGCUGCUGUAAACGAAUGCCGGUGCGUGCGUGUUUAUCCAGCCUCUGCAUCUAGUUUUCAGUCGCGUCCCGCGCGCGCAGUCGGACGCACAGGCGAUUAGCUGAGCAGCGUGUGGCUCUCAGAGACAAUCACACCGAGUCGUGUUCGGUGGUUGUCGCUCCCUCUCAGUUUGAAUCAGAACAGCUGAGUUUUCCGAGAGGAUCGGGAGUCUUGGCUGUUUGUGUCACCGCAGCGUUUUAUUGGACGGGAUGCUGGAGGAGGUCGCGUCGCCAAAAUGAACACAGACUGCACACAGCCUUCAGUUGCUCCAAAGCCAAGAUUUGUUUGUCACGCCAGCCUGAAGUUGCCUUCCCCUCUUCUAUCUGCAGCCAGAGGCCCCAAACCCUUCAUAGCCCCGAAACCCAAAGUCACAGUUCUGCUAAACGGCAACCAGGGAGAAUUCAGCAAUGGCAGCGCAGUCACUUCAAAUGAUGAGGCUGCUGAGCAGCACGAGACACAGAACGGUAAAGGGGAUAGAAACACAUUGCCUGGGGGGAAACAAUUAAACGGCAGCACACUCGAGACCCCAAACAUUGAUUUAGAGGUUGCGUCAAAGGGGAUGCUGGACAGAGGGGGAGGGGGGGAGGAGGAAGAGGAAGCCGGUGGUCAGCGAAUGGACGAGAACUGGAUGGAAGAGUCAGGCUCUCUGAAAGCACUUUGGGUCAGCGAUGACAGGCUCACAGCUGACUCGGAGGAGAUGAUUGACACUGAUGUGACGGAGGACAUGGAUGCCGAUGGUUGUGAUGCAGGGGAGGCACUGGCUGACACAGACGGUCUCUCAAUGGGGGACAUUUCUGUCAAUAGCGCAGAUGAGGAAGCUGGCUGGUGUUCUGGUGUCAGUCGGGACAGGAAGGGGGAGGAUGGAAGUACAGGGGAUGACUUAUCAGAGUCUACUGUGGAUGAAGGUGAACUUCUUCAAGAAAAAACAUCAUUUGUUGACGCCAAACAUGACCUGAAGUUUAAGUGUGCCCAUAAAACGAAGGAAAAAGACCAUUGCUGUUAUGACUUAGUGCCAAAGAUGCAGGAUCGUGAUACAACGAGGAGACCUGUUGCUAAUCUAGUCCGUGAGCCUUUUUACGUCUGCUCAGAGGACAUUAUUAACGGCGAUCUACUGCUGGAGAGUACACGCUCAGUGUUGCCUGGGAAGUUCGAGAAAACAGCAGAAGAUGGACAAACAGAGGACUGCUUGGACUCGGGUAGCAGCGAUGAGUUUGGAAGUGAUGACAGCCAUGACAACAAAGCGAGGACAUUUCAGAAAAAGACGUCUUUUCAAAGCAAAACAUAUAAACUGGAGGAUGCAUUGAAAGUUUUGGACGGCCAGCCAAGAUUCAAGCAGGUAACAAUCUCAGUGCCACACACCUCGCUGACUUCUUCUGUCUCUGAGAGCCAACUGAUGUCCCCCGCUGACUCGGAUGUCUUCAGAGGCGAGAGAGAUGUUGAAGGUCACAUUGUGCCCUUCCUAGAUGAGACCACUGACACAGAGCACGACGUCAGUGAUGAGCAUGUUUACGACGAGCCAGGGAAAGCUUCACGAGUUGUAAAUGUGUUUACUUUUGAUAGCAAGGCCGCUGGGUUUCGGUCACACUCUCUGUCACACCGAGUUACCAACUCUGUGGAGGACAGAGGAGUGCAGCUUUUACAGAAGACGUGCACCAGUGGAUUUGGACAGCCGGCAUUAAGCAGCAGCCCGAUGAUGAGCUCAUCGCGCUACAAGAGUUAUGCCAAACCCCAGUAUCUGUCCCUCUAUCGCCGAUCCAUCUCCAUGGAGGGACAGGACACACCUCUGUGUGUCUACAGGGAUGGCUCUCAGAGACACAGAGAUGCCAUUUGCUCAUCUGAAAACUUCUCCAGGUGCUCCCCUCUGUCAUCAAGUGCCCUGUCCACACCAACAUCUCUGUCGGAUAUUCCUCCCCCCUUUGAGCUCUCCUACAUCACCAAGAAGCCUAUAACAAAGAGCUCUCCCUCUCUUCUCACCGAGGGGGACUUGUCAGAGAAAAACAGCAAGAAGAAGUCUUCAAUUAAGCGCUUCCUAAUGCUCAAAUUUGGGUGGAAGACAGAACACAAAUCCGCAGCAGACGUCAAGCCUUCCUCUUUAAAAUUUUCAACCGAGUCAAGCCAUCGCUCACCCAGCCGUCGGCUGGAUUUAGAUAGACACAGCAUCAGCAGCUCUCCACAAAUAAACUCACGCACAGCUAGCAAGCCUCUAGCUUCAUCUGAGACGGCGCCCACCCUCCUGCUGUACAAUGACAGCAAGAGGAGAGGAAACUCUGUGGCCUUCCUGAGUCGUAGUGUUGUCCGAGUGGAGUCCUUUGAGGACCGCUCCAGAGUGCCUUUCAUACCUCUCCCUCUGACCAAACCUCGUUCCAUCUCCGUCCCCAACACAGAUACCUCAGAUUACGAGAACAUUCCCCCCAUCAGCUCAGACUAUGAGAACGUUCAGGUGCCGCAACGGAGGCCGGUUCCUCAGGCACCGUUCACAGACUUCUUUGAUCGUCCCAGUCGAGUCAUGUCAUCUGCCAAUGAAACAGAUGGCUAUGUGGACAUGAGCAGCCUCCCUGGGUUUGACAAGAAAAUUCAGAUGAUGGAGGAAACGGAAAGUGCCUACACAGAAGCCUACACGGUGUGUUCAGUAGCUGCCGGUCCACAGAUCGGGUCUGUGGGUGACGGUCAGAAACAGGAAGACCACGGUCGCACCUCAGAGGAGGAGGACGGAGGGACAGACACCAACUACGACAGACAGCCUGACGGUCGAUCCAGAGCCUUUUACAUUGUGAAAGAGCUGGUGGACUCGGAGAGAUUACAUGUGAAGGCCCUCAAACUCCUGCAGAUAGACUUCAGGGAUGCAGUGGGUUCCGUGGUUGGGGACGAUGGACAGCCUGUGUUGGACGAUGAGAGACUCGGAGAGAUUCUAAAUGAGCUGCCCGAUGUUUACAGUCUGCACCGCAAGAUCUUCGCUGAGCUGGAGAGUCGGAUCCGACACUGGGACGACGGACAAAGAAUAGCAGACAUAUUCGUGUCCAGGAAAGCAGAAUUCCUGGUCUUCACCACUUACAUCGGCCACUAUGAUCGAAGUGUGGGUUUACUGGAGGACAGCUGCAGAACUGCACCUGCUUUUGCAGCCAUUGUUCAAAAGUUUGAAGAGCAGAGCUCAGGUGCAGACAGAGUUCCCUUUAAACAGCAGCUCCUGCAGGUCAUCGUUCGCGUGGCUCAGUAUCGUAUGAUCCUCACCGAUUAUCUGAACAACCUCUCCCCUGAUUCUAAAGAAUAUGAAGACACCCAAGCCGCUGUAGCGAUCGUGUCUGACAUUGCAGACCAAGUCAGAGACAGCUUAAAAAACGGGGAGAACCUGUUGCGUCUGAUCAACAUAGCGUACAGCGUCCGAGGCCAGCGGGACCUGCUUCAACCUGACAGGGUUUUUGUGAAGGAGGGAACGUUGAUGAAGGUCAGCAGGAAGUGUCACCAGCCUCGACAUUUGUUUUUGAUGAACGAUGUGCUGCUCUACACCUACCCUCAGCAGGAUGGGAAAUACAGACUGAAGAACACUUUGCCUCUCACUGGGUUGAAGGUCAGUAAACCCAAUUUACAAAAUGUUCAAAACGCUUUGAAAAUUGAAGGGACAGACAUCUCCAUCGUUUUAUCUGCCAGCUCCUUUCUUGAGAGAGAGGAUUGGUUUUACACUCUUAACCGCUCUGUGACUGGACACACAAGAGGCUCUGCAGCUCUGAGCAGCUGUCCAGUAGAGGUCCGAGAUCGUCUCAGGCUGACCCUGGGAGACAAAGCUCCCACACUUGUUCCCGUCUCACAGGUGAUGAUGUGCAUGAACUGCACAGCAGAUUUCAGCCUAACUCUUCGAAGGCACCACUGUCACAGCUGUGGAAGAAUUGUCUGUCGGAGUUGCUCCAGGAACCGGUAUCCACUGAAAUACAUGAAAGACCGACCGGCCAAAGUGUGUGAUCACUGUUACAACGAGCUGAAAAAGAGAGGAGGAGGAGAUGCCACACUCUCAGGAAACAGUAGCCCUCAGGUGACCCGCUCCAGCCGUCCUCUCUCCACUGUGUUCCAAAACAUCCAUCCUCCCAAUAUUUGGAGGCAUCGGAAAGGCAUGGCCACUUUCACUCAGGUGACUGUGUCAGAAGAAGGCUCCAUCAGCGGCACUUUACAGCGAAGCAAGAAGAGCAAAAGGAACUGGAAAAGGCUGUGGUUCCUCCUAAAAGACAAGGUGCUUUACACCUACAGGGCCCAAGAGGAGAAAGUAGCAUCAGAGAGUUUGCCUCUGCUGGGAUUCACAGUGAAGCUGCCGGACAAGCAGGGGGCAGACGAGGCGGCCAACGUCUUCCAGCUUUACCACCAAAACACGCUGUAUUACUCCUUUAGAGCUGAAGACAACGUCACAGCUCAGAGGUGGGUAAAUGCAAUGGAAGAAGCUACAAAUUUAUAGAAACGACCACUUCGCUGCUGCCGUCCUCCAAACUCCUGUCUCUAAAAAUAAAGACUGUGAAACCAAACUGGAAAGACGAGGAGUUUUGCUGUGAUGUCUGCAUGCGGUAACCCGCCCUGGCGCAGCUGCAGAGACAAAGACAUUGUGUUCUUUUAAAGGAGGACACCAUCUCCUACUUUUGUCGACCUCCAGCGUCUUAUCCCUGCUGUUGCAGCAGGUGUGAUGCUGAGAGCUAUAAGUGAUAUUGGCCCAGAUACCUGCUAAUGUGGAGCAUUUCAUUGAUGUGACCUGUAAUUAUCCACCCACUGGCUGAACAGCGAUAUUUAUCUAGUCACUCAUCAGAAAACACAUAAAUCACCAUAUAAUUUAUUAAUUUUUUUUUGAGCAAGUGUAAUUUAUGAUGCUGUUUAAGAAAAUUAGUAAAAAUUUAAUUUUAAAGGUAAAAUAUUUGCAUUUUACUAUCUUUAAAAAAAUAUAUACUUGGCCUCAUCUUUAUUCUGAAUGAUAUUAAUGCCUUAUUUUCAAAGCAUCCCCAUAAAUCCUUAGAAAAGUUAUCAAAAAAUAAACAUAAAUGUUUGGAGAGACUUUUUCUCAUCAUUUUCCUCAUUGUUGGAGAUUAAUUCAGUCGUUUUUAUCUCUGUAUUUGCACUGAUGUAAAAGAACAGGAACAGAAUAAGGAUUUAUUGUACUUUGACCAAAUGGUUCAGCCGCUGCACUUAAUUUUAUUCACUACUGAACAAAAGUGUGGACGUUAUUCUAAUUUGUUACAGGAAGUGCAAUGUAUGUUUGUGUAUGUGAUUGUGCUGAGCCACAUCAUCAGUGUCUUGAACCUUCAACUGAUUUAUGAAAUUUAUUUACAACGUAUUCUUUUAAAUCUAAGUAAAAGAGGUUAAAUUUA